Messenger RNA from Knipowitschia caucasica, 1134 nucleotides. NCBI's taxonomy places the organism in Eukaryota, Metazoa, Chordata, Actinopteri, Gobiiformes, Gobiidae. The record is from the annotation of a GenBank genome assembly.
AUGACAAGUGUGGGUACUCAAACAGAAGACUACAACCCUCUAACAUCAACACCGCUGAAGCGGAUUUUGGAUGACACCGAUGACCAAUCGUCAGACUUCAACCAACAGUGUGAUAGUUCUUGGUGCAUAGAGGAUGAUGAAGACAUUGAAAGUGAGAUGUCUGAAAUGGAGGACUCUCAAGAAGCACAACAAGAGGAUGACAGAGACUCCAAGUCUGCUGACAAAUUUAUUGUCUGCAAAGACCAGUUGAUGUCCCUAUUCACCAACUGCCCAGCUUGUUUUGAAGAAGCUCCAGGUGUAAUACAGCGGCAAGAGGGGACGUUCAUAAAAAUAAAGCAGUGUUGCUCACUAUGUGGCUUUGAGCGAAAAUGGCAGAACCAACCGAAGAUGCACAGAAACAUGCCAGCCUGCAAUUUGCUGCUUAGUGGGGCCAUUCAUUUCUCCGGCUAUGCCUGGAGGUCUGAACAAGUUAGUGUCCUGGAGCAGCUCAAGGAGAUAAAUGGUGGACUUAUUCUGUCUGGUGACUGCAGAUCUGACUCUCCGGGACACUGUGCCAAAUAUGGCACCUACACUGUUAUUGAAGAGAGGCUGAACAAAGUGUUAGAUCUUCAACUUGUGCAAGUAGGAUCCAUGGCAGCAAUUAAGCUGGAGAGUCUGGCCACGAGGAAUACAUUUUUGAAGGACAUCCGGCAACUAUCCCCACAACAUCAAACAUUUUCGCUGGAGGCCUUUCAUUCGCUGAUUCUCCACUUUGCUCCCAAACACACAGGAUUCUCCUAUCUUGGCAUGCAUAGCAGGCUUCUUUUGGCUGCCCUUCACUUCAAUCACAACAGCAGUCGGAAGUUACAUCGGACCAUUGCUGGUGAGGUCAGUUUCGCUGUAAGGUACCCCAGAUUCCGCAAAGGCGAUUGGGUAAUCCGUCCGAUCAAGGAGAGUCCUUCAUACGACUAUGCUGUAGCUCUCAUGGUGUCCCUCCAACAAACCUACAGCAGGUCUCCAUCUAUGUUGAAGGGGAAGAGCGCAGCCCUCGCGUCAUGUGCACCUCAACCCCUUACGGCAUCCUUCCAAAAGGUUUCCAAGGAUGAGGCGGUUCAUCAGUACCUUGCACGGCAUUCAAGGUUUAAUGCCAGGUGA